CUGAUACAUCAGUUAUUUUAUUUCCUGGACAAGGAUUGAUUAAAGCAGGAAAAGUAAAAGAAUAUUUAAAAUUUCCAAAAAUCAAACUGAAUUUAACCAACCAGCUACAGUAGUAAUGUCAUUAGCAGCUUUGGAAAAAUUACAUGAUGAGAGACCAAAAGCAAUUGAAUCAUGUGUAGCUGUUGCUGGUUAUAGCAUUGGUGAACUUACUGGAUUAAUUUUUUCUGGAGCCAUGACUUAUGAAGAAGGUUUAAAAUUAGUUGCAGUGAGAGGUGCUGCAAUGCAACAGGCUUCAGAAAUAUCAUCUCAAGGAAUGCUUUUUUGCUACUGUUUACCUUCAUCAAAUGUAUUUCAAAUAUGUAAACAAGCUGAAAAGUGGGCAAUAAAUAUCGGAGCUUCACACCCAGUUUGCAGGAUUGCAAUAUACUUACAUACACAAGGAAAAAUUUUUGGCGGAUGUAAUGAAGCUCUCAAUUAUAUACAAAAACAUAGUGCUGAACUUGGUUUAAGAAGAGUACAAAAACUUCCAGUAUCUGGUGGAUUUCACACUAUUCUAAUGGAACCAGCUUUGAAAGCAUUUACCCAAGCUUUAGACAAAGUACAACUAGAAUUUCCAAAUACCUCUGUUUAUUCAAAUUAUAAUGGAAAUAUAUAUUCUUUCAAUCAAAAACUUAACCGAAAAUAUUUAAUAAAACAAAUAAUUUCACCUGUGAAAUGGGAACAAAUUAUACAGAAAAUAUUUAAUAGACCAAUUGAUUUAGAUUUUCCAAGGACAUUUGAUAUAGCAUCACAUGGAACAAUGAAAACCAUAUUACAAAUGAUAAAUGCUAAAGCUGCUCAGAAAUGUUAUGUUUAUUAAUGUUUUAAUUAAUAAUUAGAGCUUGAAUUUUCUACA
Ceratosolen solmsi marchali is the source of this 895-nucleotide messenger RNA. It is a transcript of the gene beg, whose product is annotated as malonyl-CoA-acyl carrier protein transacylase beg. The coding region runs from base 116 to 859 and encodes 247 amino acids. NCBI's taxonomy places the organism in Eukaryota, Metazoa, Arthropoda, Insecta, Hymenoptera, Agaonidae. Gene Ontology annotation, molecular function: transferase activity. The record is from RefSeq and is a predicted model, not a curated record. The transcript is spliced from 3 exons.